Molecule: messenger RNA, 1202 nt
Organism: Hypoxylon fragiforme
Lineage: Eukaryota; Fungi; Ascomycota; Sordariomycetes; Xylariales; Hypoxylaceae
Exons: 2
Coding region: 403-774 (123 amino acids)
Source: RefSeq, a predicted model, not a curated record
GGAGUUUACGAUUGGUUGCUCCAUCCUCAGCUAGAAAGUACCCUACGCGGGUGUGACUUGUACGCUGCUCGGUCCGCAGAGCAUCCCUUGCGUUGCGUUGCCGCCUCUGUGCAUGGGCCAAGGCAUCGUGUUCAUGACCGACAGAUCAGAAUGGGAACCCCACGAUGUAAAGUCCGUAGGUCCCGAUGGGAAUAGUACCUAGGUAUAGAAGAGGGGAGAACAUCAGGCUGGUAUAAAAGACGGAUACCGGACGUCUAGUCACUAGAAUUGAAAAUCAUCAGUCUCAGAUAUUAAACAACAUCACAAAGUCGCAAUAACAGAACGAACUACCAUCUCAUAUCUCCCAUAUCUCUCAUAUCCAAUAUCCUCUUAGCCAAGUAAUCAACACUCGACAACUCCAAAAUGCAGUUCUCUACCAUCAUUGCCGCUGUCGCUACCCUCGCCUUUGGCGCCAAUGCUGCUGUCAUCCAACGUGAUGGCGACCGCCUCGCCCAGUUCCGCGCCUUCGGAGCUAACGGCUGCAAUGCACUGAACUACGGCUUCUACCUAGUUGAUACGUCCGAUGCAAACAAGUGCAAUACCUUUGCGGGGGUCAGCGGCCCUGUCAAGUCCGUAAACCUAGAGGCUCUUACUGCCGCCGCCGCGGGUUGUACUCUGGUCGUCCACGCCGAUAGCAAUUGCGCCGACGAAGGUCACACCCUUGCGCUUCAGACUUGCAAUGACGUUUCUAGCGCCAAUGACAACUGGCAGUCCUGGUCUAUGAACUGCUCUUGAAUUCUACUCGAACCAAGGCUCUCAUUCUUCGCGGGCGCUCGAACAUUGCAAUUAUGGAUUGAGACGAGAAAAUAAGGGGAGGAUUAUAUUAAUCACGAAGAAUGAAAUGAAGCGACAUUUAAGUAUAGGAAAUUUCUCGUUUUAAAAGUAAUUUAAUUAAUAUAUAAAUAAAUAAUAACAAAUAAAGGAGUCACGCCAUAUGGGCAUAUCUCCAUAACUGCUGCCGCAGCUAUUGCUAAACCUUAUCCAUCCAUGUAUAUAUAACUAGCUGAGAGAUCGAGAGCUCUACUCUCUUCCUCUCUUUUACAAUCCGUGUUUUUUAAUGAUUGAUCCUUGACUUUGGACUGGGUUGAGCCCAACAAAUGGUAGCACCUCUGCUAAAGGUUGGAAGACUCUAGACCUUUUGGUUGUUAAAAGGUAAAUCAACA